Pelmatolapia mariae (spotted tilapia) is the source of this 7123-nucleotide messenger RNA. RefSeq names its product signal transducer and activator of transcription 5B-like. The transcript is spliced from 19 exons. The coding region runs from base 170 to 2530 and encodes 786 amino acids. Gene Ontology annotation, biological process: regulation of transcription by RNA polymerase II; cell surface receptor signaling pathway via JAK-STAT; defense response. The record is from RefSeq and is a predicted model, not a curated record. Lineage: Eukaryota; Metazoa; Chordata; Actinopteri; Cichliformes; Cichlidae. Gene Ontology annotation, molecular function: DNA-binding transcription factor activity, RNA polymerase II-specific; RNA polymerase II cis-regulatory region sequence-specific DNA binding.
AACAACUGCUGCUUUACCAGAAAGCAGAAGGUGAUAAAGUAACGUAAUUUGGCGAUGUGACAUGUAUGUCAGCCAACCUGCGUACGGUUGAAAAGUUUUCAGUGUGUGUUGUCCGCUGUUGUAAAUGGUGCUGCUGUAAGGAGCGCUGCAGUCUCGUAAAAGGAUAACCAUGGCAAUGUGGAUCCAGGCCCAGCAGCUGCAGGGUGAUGCCUUGCACCAGAUGCAGGCCUUGUACGGCCAGCACUUCCCCAUUGAGGUGCGGCACUACCUGGCCCAGUGGAUUGAAAGCCAACUCUGGGACUCAGUGGAGUUGGAUAACCCAGCAGAGGAAACCAAAGCCAAGCGGCUGUUGGAUAAUCUGGUGGCCGAGCUCCAAAAGAAAGCCCAGGUCCAGGGAGGAGAGGACGGCUUUCUGCUCAAGAUCAAGCUAGGUCACUAUGCUAGCCAGCUAAAGAGUACCUAUGAUCGUUGUCCUUUGGAACUGGUCCGCUGCAUUAAACACAUCCUGCAGUCAGAGCAGAGGCUCGUUCAAGAAGCUACAAAUGCCAGCAGUGGAAGUGGGAGCCAGGCCAUGGACACGCUAUCACAGCGCCACCAGCAGAUCAACCAGGCCUUUGAGGAGCUCCGACUAGCCACACAGGAAACUGAGAAUGAACUGAGAAAGCUGCAGCAGAGCCAGGAGUACUUCAUCAUCCAGUACCAGGAGAACAUGCGCAUUCAAGCCCAGCUGAGCAGCUUGUCUUCACUGCCUCCAACUGAGCGCACCCAGCGGGAAACAACCCUGCAGAGCAAGCGAGCCACUGUGGAGGCCUGGCUCGCCAGAGAGGCCAGCACACUACAGAAAUACAGGCUUGACCUGGCAGAACAGCACCAGAAGACCUUGGGCCUGCUGAGGAAACAGCAGACUGUGAUCCUGGAUGAGGAGCUCAUUCAGUGGAAGAGGAGGCAACAGCUGGCUGGCAAUGGGGGUCCUAAUGAGGGGGGGCUGGAUGUUCUGCAGUCCUGGUGUGAGAAGCUGGCUGAUCUGAUCUGGCAGAACCGACAGCAGAUCCGACGAUGUGAACAUCUCACCCAGCAGCUUCCUCUGCCAGGGCCCAUGGUAGAGCUGCUGAGCAAACUGAAUGCUGACAUCACUGACAUCAUCUCUGCCCUGGUUACCAGCACCUUCAUCAUCGAAAAGCAGCCGCCCCAAGUGUUAAAAACCCAGACCAAAUUUGCAGCCACAGUUCGCCUCCUGGUGGGCGGGAAGCUCAACGUCCACAUGAACCCACCUCAGGUCAAAGCUGUCAUUGUUAGUGAGCAGCAGGCCAAGGCUUUGCUGAAGAAUGAGAGUACACACAGUGAAAGCAGUGGAGAGAUCCUCAAUAACAACUGUGUGAUGGAGUAUCACCAGGCCACGGGCACCCUCAGUGCACACUUCAGAAAUAUGUCACUGAAGCGGAUCAAACGCUCGGACCGUCGAGGUGCAGAGUCCGUGACAGAGGAGAAGUUUACAGUUCUGUUUGAGUCCCAGUUUAGCAUUGGGGGCAACGAGCUGGUCUUCCACGUCAAAACUCUGUCCCUGCCUGUGGUAGUCAUUGUGCACGGCAGCCAGGACAACAACGCAACAGCUACAGUCCUGUGGGACAACGCCUUUGCAGAGCCGGGCAGAGUGCCGUUCAUUGUGCCAGAGAAGGUGCUGUGGCCCCAGCUGUGUGAGGCCCUCGAUAUGAAAUACAAGGCAGAGAUGCACAGUGGGCGUGGCCUGUCAGACGACAACCUGGUCUUUCUUGCACAGAAGGCUUUUUCAAGCAGCAGCAACAACUCUGACGACUACCGCAGCAUGACCAUAUCCUGGGCCCAGUUCAACAGGGAAAGCUUACCUGGACGCAACUUCACCUUCUGGCAGUGGUUUGAUGGAGUAGUAGAGCUUAUGAAGAAACAUCUGAAGCCUCACUGGAAUGAUGGGGCCAUUCUGGGCUUUGUAAACAAGCAGCAGGCACAGGACAUGCUGAUGUCCAAACCCAAUGGCACUUUCCUGCUGCGAUUCAGCGACUCUGAGAUUGGAGGCAUCACCAUCGCCUGGGUGGCAGAAAACCCCAACAAAUCAGGUGAGAGGCUGGUCUGGAAUCUGUUGCCUUACACAACCAAGGACUUCUCUAUUCGCUCGCUGGCUGACCGCAUCAGUGACCUGAACCAUCUCCUGUAUCUGUAUCCUGACCGGCCCAAAGACGAAGUCUUCGCCAAGUACUACACCCCCCCACUUUCAAAAGCAGUUGAUGGAUAUGUGAAACCACAGAUCAAACAAGUCGUGCCAGAAUUCACCACCCCGAACCCUGAACCCAGUGCAGGAGCUACUGCAUUCAUGGACCAGACUGCUUCUCCCUCUGUGACCCACCCUAACAACUUCAAUGUCUACCCUCCCAUGGCUGACGGCAUGUUGGAUCCCGAUGGGGACUUUGAUCUCGAGGACACCAUGGAUGUGGCUCGUCAUGUGGAGGAGCUGCUCCGCAGGCCUAUGGCCAACCAGUGGAACAGCCAGCAGUCCUAAACCAGACACUCCCCCCCUUGCGGCACGCCCCAAGGUCAUCUCCGUCUGGAAACACUCACGCCUGCAAAACCAACUGGACUGCAACCAGGGCAAGUCGGCCAGUGUGGCAGAUCUGCGUCACAUUUUGUUAUUCAGGUUUCUCUUUAACUGUGUCCAAAACGAGAAUACACCUGGUGUCGAAUACUUGUCUACUCGUCCAAGACUUUUUAAAGAAGUAAAGUCAAUGUUACUGCCAUUCAACAAGCUUUAGAUCCUCUCCUGCUUCCUGUAGUUUCUCACUGCUGCUAUCUGGAGGUAGUUUGUUUCAAUUGGGUUUUUAUUAAAAACUGAGACGGGUCGUUCUCAGCAGAAGCUUUGCCUUUGUAUGCGCCCGCUGAGCAUCAGGAGACACAGAUAACACACAGCUUAAGUCCCUUUCAGACAUGCACUCACUUUUCUGUUGCAGUUGUGAUGUUAAUGGGCCAGCUCAUUUACAAUAACGUUGCCCUUUCAACAAUUCAUAAGUCUGAAUGCACAUGGGCACAGCCGGAGGAAUGACUCUGUCUCCUGGACCUGUUUGUUAUUGCUCGCCUCAGAGAAUGCCCUAAACGCGUAUGUUUCUAUUUUACAGUAUGAUUAGACUGAUGCAUUUCCCAAUCAGAAAGACUGAUCUCUCUCUGAGCACAUUCCUCUUAGCUGUCACACACACUGAUCUCACUGUGGAGAAGUAAAAGUUCAGCUACACCUCACUGCGUGUCUGAAAGGGCCUUAAAUAUCACUGUGAGGAGCUCUCUCUCCCAGUACACAGGCAGUACUGGUUACUGUGACACAUAGUUGACAAAUGUAUUAUUUUCUGUAUUACAGAGAUGAUUUUUUUUUUUUUAUUGUCAAGAAAAAUGAAGAUUUCCAAUCAAGACUUCAAGAAAGACGAUGUAACUUAUUCCAAAUCUUGAGUAAAAGCUUAAAAUAGAAAGGGACAGCCAGAAGGAAACAAACUGGUCUCCUAGUAAGGUACCUAUUGCUUUAUAAUUAGCUCCUGAGCUUAGCUGUGGCCUAAGCUUUAGGACAGGUUUAACCUCUUAGGACCUGGCGUCCACAUAUGUGGACAUCACAUUUUGGGUUAUUUAGACCAAAAUAUUGAAUUUUGCUCUACAAGGGCCUGAUAUCCACUCACGAGGACAUCAUACUGCUGCUGUUCUAUCAAAAUUUUAAACGAAUAUCCUCAUAUGUGGCUCUUAUUUUUCUUAAAAACAAAAAUAAGGUAAAAAAAAAAAAUCUGGUAAUUCUUUGUUUUUACAUUGAUGGGGCCCCAAUGUGACCAAAUAUCCAAGAGAAAUUAAAAAUGCAUGCCGUGGGUGGUUAAAGCUCCCUGUUGGCUGAGCCAGCGUCUGUGUGGGCCGCAGCAGCCACAGCUGUUUCAGUGUUUGGUUGAACCUGUAACAGCUGCUGUUUCUGUAACAUGCUACACACCUGAGAGCAGCUGGAGAUUGAACGUUAGUAAAGUGACCCUGUAGUGUGAGGCAGCUGUGGAUGUAGGGCUUGCUGGCUUUAAGUGUUAGCACCGACUCUAAAUUGUGAAUGUCGAUUGGCUAACAUGGCGGUUUGUUGCAUCUCUUCCCUCAGAGGUUACUUGGUCUUCCUUUAAGUCCUGACAAUAAACUGUAAGAGUCGUGUUUAAAACAUUUCUACCAAUUCAUCUGUUUCUCUGUGACGACGUUGAACCAAACUGCCUUACAGCACAGUGCACUUACGUGCUAUCACUAUAACUGCUCACUGAUUUGAAUUUUGUUGUUUGUCUUUUCUCAGAUGGAGUUUUAUAUUAUAGUAAUGAGAUAAACACAGACAGAUUUUAUUUUUUAUGAUAUUUUGUCGUUGUUUUAACUGUACAGAGUGGCCUGAGACCCCUGAGAAGUUUAAUGCCAUUUGAAUAAGAAACAGUUUGUUUACCCAAAGCGCUUCAACAGUACAAAUUCAUUUGUGGUAAUUUCCACUUUCAUUCAUAUUUAAAGGGUGAUAACAAUUACUUUCCAAAACAUCUUGUUAGCAUCUCCACACCUCCAAGCUGGUGGAUUUAAUGACAGGACACUACUCGAGAGCACAGCUUAAAGACAAAGUCCAGCCUACAGGCGGGGUUCAUGUUUGGGAUGCAGGUUCGGUCCAUCAAGGCUUUAAAGCAGCCACAUGUGUUUCACAAAGUCAGCAAAUAGCGAGUCUUUCGUGUGGACUGGAUGUGUGGAUGUGUCUCUGUUUCACUUUGUGCCUCCUCAUCUGCUCAGCUUGACUUUCAUCAAAAGUACACCUGGCAUGUAUGUUAAACAAUCAGCAUCAGCAAGCAAAUCAUGGAAACGUUUCCCUGAGUGAGAACUUCAUCACAGACGCUCCUGCUAAUGGGCUGCAUACAAACACAGCUUCUCCACACUCUGCAUUCAUGAAUUAUAAAUCAGAGAAAACAGUUAUCCAUAUUUCUGAUUGUGCUGCAACUUGUAGCCUUAGAGCACGGUUGGCAUGUUUAACUAAUGACAUCUGAAGUUUAAUCAGUGACAUAUAUGUUAAUGUUUGCUAAACGCAGCUUUCUGUGUGGUGGCCAUGAAGCCAGGUCCGAAAAAACAGCGAUUCAAAAACUCUUUCCAUGGUGGAGACGUUCUGUGUUUCUGUGGACGAAGAAAACGGACGUUUUUGUGCCGUGUCAAAGAUGUUGGUAGGCUUUAGAUUGGACAGCAUUUCUAUGAGGGCUAUAUCAGCAACUGGUACUCAGGCUUGCUCUUUACAUAUCUGAUGUUUUCACGUGAAUAGCGUUUUCAGUCCCCGUUUAAACGGUACCCAUGUAGAGAGUGAAGCCACCAUAGUGAUUGUUACGACCACGGCUCGUAAUCACAACCAUCACAGCCGUCCAAUUAGACGCUAAAGACUCGUAGAUUUGGGAACAUUCACAGAGGAACUGAAAGCAAAGAAGGGACAAAACUUACUUUUACCUCAGUGUGUGUGUGUGUGUGUGUGUCAUUAUAAAUUUGUGACAAUGAGAAGGAUGGAUGGUGAAAUUCUCAGACCUCUUCAUACUGUUAAACUCUUCUUAGGCAUAUAAUUUUAAAUAUUAUCUGAUGUGAUGCACGUCUCUGUAGAAUAAUCUAAAAAGCCAUAACUAAGCUUGCACACUCAUUUGAAAAGGGAGCCCUCACAUGUGCUGAUAGUUCUCUAAUGCUAAGCCACCAUCACCUCGUCUAGCUGAUUAUUUGUAAAUCGCUCCGUUUCUCACUCUGACUGACCGAUUCUUCAUGUUUGUUUGUCACAGUAACUGGAGUGUUAGUGACGUGUUAGUGACGUGGUGCUCGCUGUCAUUUCUCUAACUCAGUGCAUCUAGAAUGAGAACCCAAGAAAUGUUAUCCCAGUACAUAUCAGACCUGUGCAUGCGUGCACAGUUACAGUUAAUCGCUGCCUUUAUCGUAUGAAGUUUGCAUAGGCUACAAGCACGCAGUCAAAUGUUAGACGGACAAGCAGACAAGUCCUCAGUGUAUCCACGUGUCCAUCAGCCGCUGUACACACCGCAGAAAGAAAUAAACUCCCCGUGGCACUGGCGGGUAAUCGGCAGCUACUUCCAACCUGUCAUGUCCAACGUUUUCUUAAACGAGACUGCUCUCUGGCAUGUCGUCCUUCAGUUAUUAUUGAAUGCUCUAAAGUGUAAAAAGGUGAGUAACCCAGAUUAUACCAAAUGCAUACAUGUUCCCCUGUGAGGGAAGAACGUGCAGAAUGUCGAGUGUAGGCGUGCGCUCCAUCUUCAUGCCAUGUCUCCUCUCCUUAAGCUACUUAAAAGUUCUCCACUCCAAAGUGUUUCUUCUUUCAGGCCUUGUCACAGUUUAUUUUCAUUUCUUCCCAGGUUUCAGUCCAAACUUUAAAGAGACAAACUUUAGAAGUUUGGGAGCAGCAGGAGAGCUUUGUGAAUGUGGGCCCAGGUAGAUGAUGAAGAACUGCCCUUAUUGUUACUAAGCAGUUUUAACCGUGUGCGUAGUUUCUGUUCAGAUGUUGUAGCUCUUGUAUGUUGGAUUUCUCUUUCAAGCUUCAAGAACAAAUUGGGCGUUUGUGGGUGUUUAAAAUGUGGGGAGAGCAUUCAGGCCGUCACAGGUCGCUCUUCUUUUCUUGACUCGUUUGCUUUGGUUCACUGUUUUGUUGCAGCCUCUCUUCAGUUUGGACUACUGUUGCUUUAUUGAAACAUCCGACUCCAGGUAGCUUUUGGGAAGUCUUCAUUUUCUUUUACGGGGCAACAGUGUGAGGUACGACUCCGUAUGUUCAACUCACACUGAGUCGUACCUUAGUUUGUGUUGGAUGGUUAUAUAAUUCUGCAGAAAUGCCGAGCUGUUCUUGAAACGGUUUGAACCUCAGCAGAGUCCACGUUAGCUGUGGACCAGUCACAUGAGUGCUUCCAGCUACUCAGUGUGGUUGAACCUGAUCAUUGAUGCAACAGUCACUCGAAUGUCUUGAAUCAGUCUGUGUGUCUGUCUGUGUGUUUCCUGGCUUCUGUUAGCUCUGUGCUCUGUCUUAUUUACUGUCUGAAUUUGUCCUACAGUUUACUGGAGCUUUAAUGUUGGGAUUGGAAAUAUGACAAUAAACUUUUUUAAUUAA